AUGGCGCACGGCGGCAUUUGCCGGCGGCUCGGCGUCGUCGUUCUGGUGAUCGUGCCAUGUCUGCUGUUGAUGGUCCAAGAAACUCAACAGGCGGCUUGUAGAGGAUGCACCAAUCCAUUUAAAUGUGACUGUAAAGGAAUUGUCGGAGAACCUGGUGACAAGGGUAUUUUUGGACAACAAGGUUCAGAAGGACCUCCAGGAGAAACAGGUCCGGAUGGUCCACCUGGAACAAAAGGAGAAAAAGGAUCUAUUGGAGAAUGGGGAGAUCUCGGUUUAAAAGGAUAUCGAGCUUGUAGAGGAUGCACCAAUCCAUUUAAAUGUGACUGUAAAGGAAUUGUCGGAGAACCUGGUGACAAGGGUAUUUUUGGACAACAAGGUUCAGAAGGACCUCCAGGAGAAACAGGUCCGGAUGGUCCACCUGGAACAAAAGGAGAAAAAGGAUCUAUUGGAGAAUGGGGAGAUCUCGGUUUAAAAGGAUAUCGAGGUGAAAAUGGUUUAACUGGUUACCAUGGAAUUGACGGUGAUAAAGGAUAUGCGGGUGUAGCCGGGCCACCAGGACUGAAAGGUCUAGAGGGAUGCAAUGGAACAGAUGGUAAUGACGGACUUAUGGGCGAAGACGGAUAUCCCGGUGAGCGAGGUCUCAUAGGACUUGAUGGUCUACAGGGACUACGAGGAGAUCCAGGCGAUGGAGGGGCAAAUAGUAAAGGCCUGAAGGGCGAAAGAGGUGAAUCAAGUUCACCAGGAGCAAAAGGUGAACCAGGAUAUCCUGGAAUCGAAGGUGUGCAAGGUGAUAUUGGUGUGCCCGGAGUACAAGGACCUACUGGUGAUCCUGGAUAUAAUGGACUGAAGGGUGAUAAAGGUGACUCCCAGCCAGGAUCUAAAGGUAUUAUUGGAGAAGAUGGAGAUCGCGGAGAAGAAGGUCUCCCAAGUAAUGUAACUGACCCUGAAAAUAGGGAUGAUAGUGAGGAUAUUAUUGUGUACAAAGGACUUCCAGGAGAUCGUGGUCCUAGAGGAGAUAACGGAAGACCUGGGUAUAAAGGUGAAACUGGCACUAAAGGUCUUAUGGGUCGUCCUGGAUAUGAUGGAUUUAAAGGAGUAAAAGGUGCACAAGGUAAUGUAGGUCAAAGAGGAAAAGAUGGAAAUGUUGGUAUAUUUGGUGAAAGUGGCAUAAAAGGCGAUAAAGGAGCUCCAGGAUACUCAGGACUAGCAGGGGAAGAUGGAGAUAAGGGUGGAAAUGGUGAACCUGGACGUUUAGGGAUUCCAGGAGUACAGGGUAGUGAAGGUGAACCAGGCAUAUAUGAUCCAAAUUUGGAUGAAAUUAGGAAUGGUUCUGAAGGACCUCAAGGACCUAUUGGUCCUGAGGGUCCUAGAGGAGAAGAUGGAUUACCUGGAAGGAUUGGUCAACCAGGAAUUUUGGGACCACCUGGUGAACCGGGGCCCCCAGGUAUUCCUGGAGCAAGGGGGCCAAAAGGAUUAUCUAUGAAAGGAGAACAAGGAAUUGAAGGGUUGGCUGGACCAAGAGGAGAACAAGGACCUCUAGGAGUUCCUGGACCUAUUGGCCCAAUUGGCGAAAAAGGAAUUCAGGGCAUAACUGUGUUUGGACCGCCUGGUGAAGAUGGUCGCUUAGGUCGUGAUGGUUCUGAAGGUCCUAAAGGAGACCAGGGUGAUCAAGGAUAUAAAGGACCAAAAGGUUUCCCUGCAACACGACCGGGAGAACGAAUUGUUGGUCCACGUGGAGCUCCUGGUAUCCCAGGAUUUUCUGGUAUACCUGGAGUGCCUGGAUUUCCUGGACUUCCUGGUAGAAAUGGAUCAAAAGGACUUCGGGGAGAUGAUUGUGGCUACUGCAAUCCAGGUUAA
Molecule: messenger RNA, 1857 nt
Organism: Macrosiphum euphorbiae (potato aphid)
Lineage: Eukaryota; Metazoa; Arthropoda; Insecta; Hemiptera; Aphididae
Source: the annotation of a GenBank genome assembly